This is a messenger RNA of Penicillium argentinense, 1347 nucleotides long. Its product is annotated as co-chaperone SGT1. NCBI's taxonomy places the organism in Eukaryota, Fungi, Ascomycota, Eurotiomycetes, Eurotiales, Aspergillaceae. The transcript has 2 exons. The record is from RefSeq and is a predicted model, not a curated record. Gene Ontology annotation, molecular function: protein-folding chaperone binding. The coding region runs from base 1 to 1347 and encodes 448 amino acids. Gene Ontology annotation, biological process: protein stabilization.
AUGAGCGCUGCGGCAGCACUGGGCGAAGAGGCCCUUAAAUCAUCGAACGCACCCCUGGCGAUCCAGCACUACACCCGCGCCCUGACACAGCUACCCCGCGCCGUCAACUACUAUCUUCAACGCUCAAUCGCCCAUUCCCGUGUGAAGCCCGCAGAUGGUGGACCCAAGUCCAACGCCGCUCUACGCGACGCGGAAAUUGCCUUGGCACUCGCUGUUCAACGCGGCAGGCGUGAGAUGAUUCUCGCAGCGCAGAUGCGCCGCGGUAUCGCCCUCUUCCAGCUUGAACAAUAUGGGGAUGCGAAUUUUAUUUUUGAACUGGUCGAGUCGAAGGCGGCAGAUGAGAGAGCACCCAAGGAUCAAAAUACUUUAGCGACGGCGAUGGGGGGUGGAAGUAAGAAGAAUGGGUAUGAUGCUGAGGCGCCAAUUUGGCUGAUGAAGGUUCGUCGCAAGCUUGGCGAACUUGCCGAGGGCGACCAGAGGGCUGUGGUUUCUGUCGCAGAAUACCCUAGAGAUACCCAUAUUCCGACGGAAGAAGAGUUGGUGGCAGAGUUGAAUGGUCUCGGAAUUGAGAAGUCGACACCGGCAGCGAAUGUGUCGAAGAAGCGAGACAGUCUGCCAACCUCGAGUGCUGCUUCUGCUCCUAGCAAGUCAACAUCUGAAACAACCGCAGAGAAGCCGGCCAUUGGUCCGGCUCCUUCAGACAAAAUUCGCCAUGAAUGGUAUCAAUCGCGUGAUUCCGUCGUUGUGACCCUUUACAUUAAAGGUGUUCCUAAAGAAUCUGUCCAAACUGAGCUACAGGAACAGUCCGUAUCUUUGCAAUUCCCUCUGCCUUCUGGAUCAGAAUACGAUUUCAGCCUUGACCCUCUUUACGGGCCUAUUGACCCGACAACUUCCAAGGCCUCGGUCAUGAGCACAAAGAUCGAAGUCGUUCUAACCAAGAGAACACCGGGCCAAAAGUGGGGUGCCCUGGAAUCAUCGUCUGCCGAUACAACGAAGUUCUCGGAUCGUCCUGCUCUCCCGCCAGCGCCAGCUGCCUCUGGGCCCGCUUACCCGACUUCAUCUCGUCAUGGCGCCAGGGAUUGGGACAAGGUUGCCUCUUCCCUCGAAUCGAAGGGGAAGCAAAAGGUCACGGACAAUGCAGGCGACAAUUCCGACGCGGAGUCGGUUGACUCAGAAUACGGUGGAGAUGCUGUGGAUGGCUUCUUCAAGAAGCUGUACGCCGGCGCCGAUGAUGACACCCGUCGCGCCAUGAUGAAGAGCUUCAUUGAGAGCCAGGGCACAUCGCUCAGCACCAACUGGUCCGAGGUUGGGAGCAAGAACAUGGCGAUGCAUAAGGAUUCGGACUAA